AUGGCCUUUAGGGUAUUUCUUCCAAACAAUUUAAACGGUGAAAAUUAUUUAUACUUUCUACAAUACAUGUUACCAGAGUACUUAGACGAGGCCAAUCUUGCUGUCAGGAAAAAUAUGUUGUUUGUACACGACGGCGCCUCAGCGCAUUACCAUAAUGAAAGAAGAGAAUAUCUUUUCGAUCAGUAUCCUGGACGUUGGAGUGGAGGGAGCCAUGAUGUGCUCUCGGCCACCCAGAGUGGCAAAAGCCUUGUAGAACCUACGCCCGAAUUAGAAAAAGAACUAAAAACCGAACUUGAUAAAGUCGCAAAACAAUAUGGAGGUGGUCAAGGAGUAGAUAUGACCAAAUUCCCAUCUUUCAAAUUUCAAGAUCCUGUCAUUGACCCCAUUAACUUAGAAAAGUAA
Diabrotica balteata is the source of this 402-nucleotide messenger RNA. The record is from the annotation of a GenBank genome assembly. Lineage: Eukaryota; Metazoa; Arthropoda; Insecta; Coleoptera; Chrysomelidae.